AUGAAAGAGCUUGUGAUUCCUCAGCUGUUUGUUUCUAUAUGGGUACUUAUCAAUGGUUUUGUGAGCUGCCAAAGGCCUGCUGUUGUGAAUUUAGGUGCACUUUUCACUUUUGAUUCAGUUAUUGGUAAAGCUGCAAAGCCAGCUAUUGAAGCUGCGGUGUCUGAUGUUAACAAUGAUAGCAGAAUUCUCAAUGGGACUAAACUGAAUCUGCUAAUGGAUGAUGCAAAUUCUAGUGUCUUAUUGGGGUCUGUUCGAGCUUUUCAGCUACUGGAGGAAGAAGUAGUGGCCAUAAUAGGCCCUCAGUCUUCUGUAAUAGCCCAUAUGAUUUCUGCAAUUGCAAAUGGUCUCCAAGUGCCUCUUGUUUCAUAUGCUGCCACUGAUCCAACUCUAUCUGCCCUCCAAUUCCCCUUUUUCGUAAGAACAACUCAAAGCGACUCUUAUCAGAUGGCUGCCAUGGCUGAUUUAGUUGGCUUUUUCAGGUGGAAAGAGGUCAUCGCUAUCACGGUUGAUGAUGAAUAUGGGAGGAAUGGGAUAGCAGCUCUGGGAGAAGAGCUGAACAAGAAAAUGGCAAAAAUUUCAUUCAAGUUGUUUUUGUCUAACCAAUUAGAUGAAAGCGAGGUCAUGGAUAAACUCAACAAAUCUAAAUUGCUUUGCUCUCGUGUUUAUGUUGUUCAUGUUAAUCCAGACCCCAGAUUGGGAAUCUUUACCAUUGCCCAAAAACUUCAGAUGAUGACCGAUGAUUACACAUGGCUGGCAACAGAUUGGCUUUCUGCUACCUUAGACUCGUUCCCUCCAACAAAGAAAACUUCACUUGGUGUCCUCCAAGGGGUAGUUGGGCUUCGUCAGCUUACUCCAGAAUCCAGCCAGAAGAGAGGUUUCAUGACUAGGUGGAAGGGAAUGCAGCGAAAAGGAUCAGCAAGUUCUGAAUUGAAUACAUAUGGACUUCAAGCUUAUGAUACAGUUUGGAUAGUUGCUUAUGCUAUUGAUAAGUUCCUUGAUGAAGGCAAAAAUAUCAUGUUUUCUUCCAGUAGGAAGGUACUUGAUAUGAAAACAUCUGGAUUACCGAUUGAGAAGCUCAAAGUCUUCACUGGUGGAAAUGAUCUACUUAACAUUAUAUUGCAGACGAAUUUCACUGGUCUAAGUGGUCAAGUUCAAUUUAAUCAAGAUCGAAAUGUUUUCAGUGGUGGCUAUGAUGUCAUUAACAUCGACCAGGUGUCUAUUCGUACGGUUGGUUAUUGGUCUAAUGUUUCAGGUUUCUCACUUUCACCCUUAGAUGCUCGGAAAGGGGAACAAAAUAGCUAUUCUGUCAUAGACCAGAGGCUUCAAAAUAUUACCUGGAUCGGUGGAAAGACUGAAAGGCCACGUGGUUGGGUAGUUGCUGUGGACGAAAGGCCAUUGCGAAUUGGAGUGCCUAACAGAGCCAGUUUUGUUGAGUUUGUUACUGAAGUAAAUGGUAGCCAUAAAAUUGAAGGAUAUUGCAUCGAUGUGUUCCUCAAGGCACGGGAACUAGUCCCAUAUGAUGUACCUUACAUGUUCAAGCCAUUUGGAGAUGGUCGGUCCAAUCCCAGCUAUGAUGAUCUUGUAAAUAUGGUGGCAGCAGAUGUGUUUAAUGCAGCUGUUGGGGACAUUGCUAUCGUGACAAACAGAACCAAGAUAGUGGAUUUCUCCCAGCCUUAUGCUUCUACUGGUCUUGUCAUUGUGGCUCCAAUCCGCAAUUCAAAAUCAACUGCUUGGGUAUUUCUUAAACCAUUUACAGUGGAGAUGUGGGGUCCUCCUAAGAGACAGCUUGUGACGAUGUUCGUUUUAGUUUGGUGGGGAGUCAAUGGGGUAGAAUGCAUAUUUGCACAUGAACCUUUUUGUAUUGUAUUAAUGUUGAAGGAAGUAAAGGAAGCCAUUCAUGUACAUAUGUUGCCCAUUCAAUCAAUUCAGGUUGUGGUACUGAAAAAUGGCAAUUCUUGGAUCCCUGGUAGUUCCAAUUUUAAGUUUUUGAGUUAUCAUGGAAUUGCAGAAGAAACUACCAUAAGUCCACUUGGACGGCUGGUGAUGGUGAUAUGGUUUUUCCUUUUGAUGGUUGGAACAGCAAGCUAUACAGCAAGCUUGACUUCAAUUCUUACAGUUCAGCAGCUUUCCUCACCAAUCACCGGAAUCGAUAGCUUGAUUGCAAGCCAUUGGCCCAUUGGGUAUCAAACAGGCUCAUUUGCUUAUGACUAUUUAUCAAACGAUCUUUACGUACCUCGUUCUAGACUUGUUUCUUUAGGCUCCCCAGAAGAGUUUGAAAGUGCAUUGCGGCGAGGGCCAAGUGAUGGAGGGGUGGCAGCUAUUGUGGAUGAGCUUACAUAUGUAGAGUUAUUUCUUUCAAAGCAGGAGGAUUUUGGGAUCAUUGGGCAACCAUUUACCAGGGGUGGAUGGGGAUUUGUAAGUACCUUUCUCUACAAGCAAAUGGAUGCAUCCAUAUAUACAUUCAUACAUAAGCAUCAUGCCUAA
This is a messenger RNA of Dovyalis caffra, 2484 nucleotides long. NCBI's taxonomy places the organism in Eukaryota, Viridiplantae, Streptophyta, Magnoliopsida, Malpighiales, Salicaceae. The record is from the annotation of a GenBank genome assembly.